AGAACAUAAUUUAAUUAUUUGUUAUUUAUUAAUUCAACAGAUUAUUAGAUGGAAGACCAAUUCCACCUCCAAAACCCACUAAUUACAUUUCAAGACAAAUAAGAUCUCCAGAAAAUGUUAAUACUGUUACUUUACCAAGAUCACCUAAUGCUACUGGAUCUUACAAUCCAAAUAGGAACAGUUUAGCAGUUCAGUCACCAUAUUAUUGUAAAUCAUCUAUUAAUACUGACCCAUCAUCAUUUGGCAAAUCAAUAACUUUUUCUAAUAAUCCUCAGAAUUCUUUUCCAAUUAAUUCAUCUCAUCAGUAUUUGGAUAAUGAAGAAUGCAUGAACAACAAUUUUGAUCAAAUAUAUGAGUGUCAUCCGUAUUCUAAAAGUAUAGAUUAUGUUUCAACUAAUACAAUUCCAAGAACAGUAAAUGGAAGGACUCCAUAUAACAGUAUACCAAUUAGUUCUAAUCAUUAUCCACUACAGUUGCAUCAUCUUUCACAACCACCACCACCUCCUCCUCCUCAAAUAAUUUCAAACAGAGAAAGUCGUGGAAGUGCUUUUGAACUAUAUCGUAAACCAAACAGUCUAGUAUCUGGAGCAGCAUCACAUCUUUCGUCUAUUGAACAUUCAAAAUAUCAUGUGCCAAUGCCUAAUGACAAUCACAAUGUUGUUGCCAUGGCUAGAGGUAUAUUUGGGCAAGCUGGGGGUAAACUAACAUCUGAUGAAACUGGUGUGAGUAUAAUGAUUCCUCCAGGGGCUCUUCCUAGUCCUACUGAAAUCUAUUUUAAAGUUUGUCAAGAUGAUAAUAUGUUACCACCUCUUGAUAGAGAAAAAGGUGAAACAUUACUAAGUCCUUUAGUACUAUGUGGACCUCCAGGACUGAAAUUUGCUUUACCAGUGGAAUUAAGAUUGCCUCAUUGUGUUUCUAUUCAUCCACAUAAUUGGUCUUUUGCUUUAAAGUCAAGUGAUGCUCCAAAUGGGAAACCAUCAGAAUGGCAAAACAUAUCAUUAGACAGUAAGAGUGAAAUUGAUCGGAGCUAUAUUCAAGAUGGUUAUGUUUCAGUUUUAGUGGACCAUUUUUGAAGAAAACUUGUAAAUUUGUACAGUUUUUAUAAUCAUGUAUUCAUAUGUAAAAUGUUUCACUUGUUAUCAGAAAAUAAAUACUAGUCAGAAUCUAAAAAUAUAGUAAUUA
This is a messenger RNA of Centruroides sculpturatus (bark scorpion), 1182 nucleotides long. RefSeq names its product tight junction protein ZO-1-like. The coding region runs from base 327 to 1073 and encodes 248 amino acids. Gene Ontology annotation, biological process: netrin-activated signaling pathway. The transcript is spliced from 4 exons. Gene Ontology annotation, molecular function: netrin receptor activity. The record is from RefSeq and is a predicted model, not a curated record. Gene Ontology annotation, cellular component: membrane. NCBI's taxonomy places the organism in Eukaryota, Metazoa, Arthropoda, Arachnida, Scorpiones, Buthidae.